This is a messenger RNA of Alternaria arborescens, 1695 nucleotides long. RefSeq lists its product as hypothetical. The transcript is spliced from 3 exons. Gene Ontology annotation, molecular function: oxidoreductase activity; FAD binding. The record is from RefSeq and is a predicted model, not a curated record. Lineage: Eukaryota; Fungi; Ascomycota; Dothideomycetes; Pleosporales; Pleosporaceae. Bases 1 to 1695 code for a protein of 564 amino acids.
AUGAGACUCGUCGACAACGCACCCCUCCUUGGGGCUCUACUUCUCGCUCGUCUCGGGGAUGCCAAGCAGUGUUACCGUUUGCCAAGUGAUGCUGAUUGGCCAUCCACUGAGGCAUGGUCGACCUUGAACUCGACUGUAAACGGGAAGCUUGUGGCUACUGUUCCUAUCGGGUCGCCUUGUCACGAUCCGACAUACGAUGCCGAUGCUUGCGACGCAUUGAAGGCAGAAUGGCUGAACCCUCUAACGCACACCCCGUCCUCCCACUCUAUCAUGCAAUCGUACUUCGCCAACCAGAGCUGCGAUCCAUUCUCCGAUAGGAGCAUCCCUUGCACUCUUGGCAACUAUGUUUCAUACUCUGUCAAAGCCACUAAAGCAGAGGAUGUCAUCUCUGCCCUGGAGUUUGCGAAAGCUAAGAACAUCCGUGUUCUCGUUCGCAACACUGGGCAUGAUUUCUUGGGACGGUCUACCGGAGCUGGUGCUCUUGCCAUCUGGACGCAAAGUCUGAAGAGCAUCACCUUCGGUGACUGGUCGGAUAAGCACUACACUGGCCCAUCGGUUACUGUUGGUGCCGGUGUCAUGGGCAACGAGUUGCUUGAGGCAGUAAACAAGCAGGGCAUGACCGUCGUGUCUGGUGAAUGUGCUACAGUUGGUCUGGCGGGUGGUUUCACUCAAGGUGGCGGCCACAGCGUUCUCAGCACUGCCUUCGGCCUUGGUGCGGACCAGGCCUUGUCUUAUGAGGUCGUCACUGCUCAAGGCAAGAUGCUCACUGCCUCAGCAACCGAGAACACUGACUUGUACUGGGCUCUCAGUGGCGGUGGUGGUGGAACAUAUGCCGUCGUCCUCUCGUUGACAGUAAAAGCAUACCCAGCCAAGCAGGUUGGUGGUGCUGCCAUGCAACUCCUAGCGUCAUCUACCACCCCCGAGAAAUACGCAGCAGCAACUGCCAAGCUUAUCGAGCUCCUACCAGGCAUGAUCGAUGCCGGUGCCAUGGUAGUCUUCCUGGUCAGCACUCAGUACAUCGUUAUCAAGCCCGUCACAGUUUGGGACUCAACAGCGGCCUACGUCAAGGACGUUGUACUCGCACCUUACGCCAAAGCUCUUACAGAUCUUGGCAUUACGCCCCCAAUUGUCUACAGCGAGCUGUCCUACCGCGACCACUUCGAUCGCUACAUGGGUCCUCUCCCACGUGGAGCAUAUGAAGUCAACAGAUAUCAAUUCGGUGGCCGUCUUAUCCCCCGAGAUGUGGUGGAGAAUAACACUGCGGAACUCGUCAGGGUUUACCAGGAGCUUGCUGCCGAAGGUGUCUUGCUUGCUGGUAGCUCAGCUAACUACCAGAAGCCUGAGGGAGCCGCCGACAAUGGUGUUCUACCAGCAUGGAGGAAUGCUAUGAUUCAGCUGCAGCUUAUUACCAACUGGGACUCCACUGCUCCUUGGGCCGACAUGGAGGCUGCCCAGCAGAAGAUGACCAAUGUGCUUAUGCCCAAGAUCGAAAAGAUCACGCCGGGCAGUGGCUCAUACCUGAAUGAGGCCGAUUUCCAGCAGCCGAACUGGCAGAGCACAUUUUUUGGAGACAACUACAACAAGCUGAAGACUAUCAAGAAGAAGUACGACCCCCAGGAUGUAUUCUACAUCCUCAAGGGUGUUGGUAGCGAGGCUUGGAACGUUAGCAAAGAUGGACGCAUGUGCCGUGCCUAG